This is a messenger RNA of Chlamydomonas reinhardtii, 3738 nucleotides long. RefSeq lists its product as uncharacterized. The coding region runs from base 186 to 1994 and encodes 602 amino acids. The transcript is spliced from 4 exons. NCBI's taxonomy places the organism in Eukaryota, Viridiplantae, Chlorophyta, Chlorophyceae, Chlamydomonadales, Chlamydomonadaceae. The record is from RefSeq and is a predicted model, not a curated record.
CUAUACGUUGCGAUUUCUAUUAAUCAAAGUCAUAGACGCAAAGCCCACUCGACGCGAACUCGCGCUGAGCCUUUCCAUUUGUCUUCCAUUCAAUUACCUAAAUAUAAUGCCUGAUUUAGCAAUGUAUUGGUUACAUAUCUAACCUUGGCUAUACAACAGCCGCAAAAACACGACGCCAGCGGCAAAUGGCUCUCUCAGGUUCGACGCGCCAGAGGACUGCGACUCGCAUGCUUCCUUCUGGCGUCAUCGAUGCUUCAGUGGGGCCGUCGUCGCCACGUUUGGCCUCUACAACGCAGUCUUCACCACUGCCGAACAGCCCCAACCCUACGGGACGGCGCAAGAGCGGGUGCUUACCACUCUCCGCUUCUGAUGCGGUCUCAGGCGCCAGCGACGACGCAGCCGCAGGCGGCGAGGCUUGCUACGGCGGGGCUGACUCCUCGCCGCCCCACGUGCUGUCAGUGCCGCUCACGCUGCUCAGUCUACACAACGGCGGCCACAGCCGGCACUCGACACGCGAUCGUUCGAGCCGCGACACGUCACCAGGGCCCGCUCUGCUGGCGCGGGAGGGCAGCAUAGGCUUCGGGGAGACGGCGCCGGGUCUGGACUGGUCGACGGGCAGCCCAGGGGCCGGUGGCGGCGGCGCUGCACCCGCCGGCGGCGCCAGCCCUCGCGCGGGCGGUCCUGGCGGCGGCAGGCGGCGGACGGAGAUGGAGGGCGCGUCACCGACGCCGCGAGUGGGCGGGGGCACAGGUGUGCUUGCAUCACCGGCGGCGACCUCGCCAGUGACUGACAGCACCAGCAUCUGGUGCACGCCCGCCAGCAUCGACCCAACCACACUGCCGGCGCCAUCCCGCGCCGCCGCCGCCGCCAUUGACGCCAGCGGCCUCGUGCCGCAGAGCGUGGUGAUCGCCGCCGCGGCGGCCGCGGCGGCGGCUGCCGCUGCCGGCGGCGCGGGCGGCUCGCCUGUUCCUAGUGGGGCCAGCGGCGGCGCAAGCCCGGGCAGCAGUAGCGGCGGCACCGGCGGCCUGCACGUGACGCUGCCCGCCCACCUGUGUUCGCUGCGGCCGCCUACGCCGCUGGCCAAAGACGAGGACCAUCUGGUGGUGGUGGCGGCGGCGGUGGCGCACACCCACGCCUCGCCCACACGACGCCGCUCGCGCUUCGCCUCCUCCGCGGACCCAGGGCUGCUGGCGGCCGCGCAGGCGGCUGUAGCAGCUGAUGAGGCGGGGCUGCUGGAGUCGCCGCCGGGCAGCUACAGCGGCACCGGCGGCAUGUGGCCGGAGCACGGCGGCGGCGGCCGGCACGGCCGGCGCGGCGCUGGCGCGCCCGCCACCUCCACGAGCGGCACCGCCAGCGGCCCUAUCUCGCUCAGCUUCACGGCAGGGGCGGCCGCGGGUGUGGGCGCUGCCGGCAGCAGCACCGGUGGCAGCGGUGAGCUGCCGUUCCCGCGGCCGCCGCUGGGUGUGGCGAUGGAGCCGGCGCCAUGGAGCUCGCCGGGCCGGAGCACCAGCAGGCGGGCGGGGCCGCCGCCGCUGGGGACCGUGCCAGAGGAACCUUUGGUCGCGCAUGCACGCGGCGAUGCGUUCCCAUCGCGGCCGAGCGGGCUCGGACCCGCCGGCAGCAGCCCUGCUAGCCCUGCCGCGAGCGCAAUGGCCAGUGCUGCUGGUGGCGGGGGCGGUGUCGGCGGCCUCUCGCCAGCGGCAGCGGGCGCGGCAAUGCCGGGCGCGUCACCUUGCUCGCUGACGGGACGCAGGCAGCGGAUGAGCACACCGCAGGUGCCGGACCUGGACCUCGGCGGCCUGAACGGCCCGCGCUCGCCAAGCAUGACAGGCGGGCCGGGAGCGGCGGGGCUGGGGGCGAGCGGGCGGCGGGGUCCAGGCACCACAGACGACUCGUUGAGCAACUUCAUGCACAGCUUCGGACCCAACAGCCCUGCAGCGGCGGCGGCGGCGCGUGUGGCGUCGAGUGUGUGCGGCCCGGCCGGGGGCCGGUAGUAGCUGGGGCUGCAUUGCUUACCAUACCUCACUGGGCAGCUACGGGCUGAAUGAGAGCUCGAUGGCGGUGUUUGUGUGUGUGUGUGUGUGUGUGUGUGUGUGUGUGUGUGUGUGUGUGUGUGUGUGUGUGUGUGUGUGUGUGUGUGUGUGUGUCUCUGCGCAGUUGGAGUAGGCGGCGGAGGACGGGUGCCCGGACAUGCUUGCUGUCUGGCCUAGGUCCGUUACGUGUCAUUUGUUAUGCAGACGCGUGCUGGUCGGGGCCUGGAUCCGAUCUAGCUCAGUCCUUAUGCAAGUGCGUCCCGACCAGCGCAAGACCCUCGAUCGCUGUCCUGGGUGGUCAAUUGUUGGAGGCGCAUUCCGAAGACAUAUGCAUACGUCGUGUGGACACGCCGCGUCGACCGGAGUCACGGAUGUCCCAGCAUGGGUGUAUGGGCGCCUGAGUGGAGCCACGAGCUGGAUGUUAAGUAGGGCCGCGGAAUAAGGUAACCUUAAGGUAUGAUAAACGUAUGAAGACACGGCUUGCGUGGGCGGCCAAUACGCCCAGGUCCAGGGCCUUGAACCAUGCAGGGCCUGGCAUUUAUCACAUGCGAAGCUCACGGCCAGCAUAAUAAGGCAGUAUGUGGCAAGGGUCCUUGUUUCCUGGCGCGGGAUACAGGUGCGGUGUCAGGGCGGCCUCGUCUGUCGGGAGCAGGUCUGCAUUGGGCUGCAGACAGGUGCCGGGCUCACACACGCAUUCCUGCAGUGCGCUAUCAACGUGCAUGGCGAGUAUGCAUUGUGCAUGGCCAACGGACGAUGACGCGCGUUCUUGCGGUGUCACUCCGGGGCGUCUAUACUCUCGUGACUCCAUAGCUGUUUGUGUGCCGUACUGUGUGCGGCGCAGAUUUCUGCUUUAUUUGUGACUGGUAUUGUGUGGUGCGCGCGCUGCGCGUACUGUUUACGUCGCGCUGGUUCUCUGCCGCCAGCAACUGUUUUUAGCCGAUUUUAGGCGGUGGCAUGGAUGUUGGACGUGGGUUAAGUGCACCACAUGGCACGGCCGCAAGUGCUGGCAUGCUCGUCUGGUGCACAUACCGGUAGUGUGAACUUCUUGGGGCCUCACCUGAUGUGAAACUGCCAACCCCAAAAGGCAUGGGAUCAAAGACACAUGCAUACGCUGUGCACCGUGCGUAAGCCGUGCAAUGAAGUCGAGCAGCAUGGCAUGCAGACACAGUUCCCCAGUGAUGCACUCAGCAGGCAUGCAUGACUCCCGGAAUCCUACUGUCAGAAGAGGUGGAUAGCAUGCGUUGUGCCUUCCACACUUCCACCCAAACUCCCGUGCAUAUCGUUACGACAGGCGACAGCACAUAGUCGAAGACAGCCCGUGCGGCAUUGCCACGCUGCCCCCUCCCCUCUCGAAUGUGCUGGCACCCAAUGGGUCAUGAUGGUCCCGGUGAGCGCCGUGGCUGCCUUGAGACCUGCUUGAGACAAACGCCUGCGGCCUACCAGCACCUUGCCCGCCCGACACCCUCGUUCAACCCUCAACCACCCGGUUGGCGCCAAGCCCAGGAGUCGUGUGUGUCUGUGUGGGGCCAUGGCAGACGGCUAGCUAUAGCCGCGGCUGUAGCAGCAGCAUAGGCAGGUAGGGAAAGAGCAAGGCACCUCGUGAACCAGGCAGCAGCCCAGGGGCGGAGCCGGCGAGGUCGGGCCGUGUGAGCGCGGUGGGUCGGCAGCCGGGACCGAGGGCUGACAGCUGUAAACGCGGGGUCCC